Messenger RNA from Racocetra persica, 188 nucleotides. Lineage: Eukaryota; Fungi; Glomeromycota; Glomeromycetes; Diversisporales; Gigasporaceae. The record is from the annotation of a GenBank genome assembly.
GACCUUGACCAAUUGAAUACACCAUAUCUACCAGAUGAAUACUAUGAAAAAGAAUUAUUUAACACAGAAGAUAUACUUAGGCAACAACAAACUCACAAUAUCAAGCUUGACAUUCAAGCAACAUUAAAAACAUUAAUAAAUAGAAUUAGUCCAACUAAUAAUCACAGACUAGGAUUAGUAUUAAUACU